UAGUUAUCCACCUGGCCACACCAGCUUGUUUGACAGCUAAUACACCGUCUCACAUAUUUUUCAAUCACAUUUACUUGACUCGGCAAAAAGGAAUAAAAACUGAAAAUGCCCGACGCUGUUCAACAAAGCUUCGUGCGGAGCUUCAUCGAUUACUUGAAGAAGCAGGUGGAUCUGAUGUCGCCGGAUCAGGCGGAGAGUAUCGAAGUGGCCAUCCAGUGCCUGCAGGCAGCUUUCGACGUCGGCGAGGACGGCGAGCAGGACGGAACUGGGCAGGACCUGGAGCAGGAGCGGACACAGAGCACCACCUCGAGUGCCCCGGCUGGUGAUGCGGCGCCCAGUGGCAGCAGUGCAGCCCCCAAAAACAUCGACAUGUUCGAGCUCUUCCAGUCGCUGUACAUCGAGCGCAACCCGGAAUCACUUGCCCUGGCCGACAACAUCAAAAAUGAGGGCAACCGCCUGAUGAAGGAGUGCAAGUACAACGAGGCAUUGCUCCAAUAUAACAGAGCUAUCGCCUUCGACCCCAAGAAUCCGAUCUUCUACUGCAAUCGCGCGGCGGCUCACAUCCGUUUGGGUGACAAUGAGAGGGCCGUCACCGAUUGCAAGUCCGCCCUGCUGUACAACACCAACUACAGCAAGGCGUACUGUCGGUUGGGAGUGGCCUACUCGAACAUGGGAAAGUUUGCGGAGGCUGAGCAGGCCUACAGCAAGGCUAUCGAACUGGAGCCGGACAAUCCCGACUACCGCAACAACCUGGAGGGGGUCCGAAACGCCCGGAACCAGCCGCCGCAGCUGUCCCACCUGACGGACGGACUCAACGCUAUGCUGGCCAAUCCCACUGUUCGGAAUCUGUUCAGCAGCGCCGAGAUUGAUCUGGAGCAGUUGCAGUCGAUGACCCAGAACCCGAUGGUUAUGAAUACGAUUGGUCAGCUGUUUGCCAACAUGGGCAAUCCAGCAGCCGGAGGAGUUGGAGCCGGUGGUGCUCCAGCUAGUGGCGGGGCUCCACCACAGAUCCCUCCCAUGUCGAACGAUAUGCUGCAGCUUUUCCAGAGCUUCGCCAGCCAACUGAUGGGUGCCCAACAGCAGCCGGGUGGCAAUGCUGAUAAUGGCCAGCAGCCGGGUAACCAGCCCCCGCCGAGCAUCUAGUGAGGAUCGGGAUAGUUAAGCUGGAUACUAUGAUUAUUGUAUUUUUAAUGUUUAAAAGGCUUCGAUAACAAUAUAAAUAUAUAUAUAUAUUUUUAUUAAU
This is a messenger RNA of Drosophila bipectinata, 1243 nucleotides long. RefSeq names its product small glutamine-rich tetratricopeptide containing protein (gene Sgt). The record is from RefSeq and is a predicted model, not a curated record. Gene Ontology annotation, molecular function: molecular adaptor activity; protein binding. Lineage: Eukaryota; Metazoa; Arthropoda; Insecta; Diptera; Drosophilidae. Gene Ontology annotation, biological process: post-translational protein targeting to endoplasmic reticulum membrane. Gene Ontology annotation, cellular component: TRC complex; membrane.